CUUGAACGCCCUCCCCACUCCUCCCUCCUCAUGAGUGCACUUGUUCUUCCUCCUCCCCCUGAGAAACAACUUCUGACUCUCCUUUGCCUUGGAAACCAACACCAACUCCUUCCCGUGGGAGCGCUGACCUUUCUGCCACCAUCCAAGCAGCACCUGAUGGCACCCUCGGCUGCCUCCUCGGUCCAGGCAUGACUGUCACCCCCACCAAAGACAAAGCUGCUUCAUCCUUGUACAAGGACACAAGUCUCAGAGCUGCUCUAACAGGGAUGGAUGAGGUGGAAGGCCCGCGCUUGAAGCUCUCCACUGAGGACGCCAUUUCUUUGGCUUCCUCCCUGGCUGAGCCCAUCAACCUCGAAGAUGGUCAUUACUCUCUGCUGCGAGGCGAGCUGGAGAGCGACGGCCAGAACCUGGAGGCGGAGUCGUGGAGCGUGGCCACUGACCCGGACUACCUGAGGACUCUGCAGAGAGAGGCUGUUAAAAGACAGGACGUCAUCUACGAGCUCAUCCAGACAGAGAUGCACCAUGUGCGCACUUUAAAGAUCCUUCGACACGUCUACAUGCACGAGCUGAGGCAGUCGCUGCUCUUGGACGAGGGCAAAAUCGAUAUGCUCUUCCACGGCGUGGACGCCCUGCUCGCCCUGCACCAGCACUUCCUCAGCUGCUUGAAAAUGCGCCAAAGCCACAGUCAGGAGGAGGGAAGUCCACACGGCUACCAAAUCACAGAGCUGGGAGAUAUACUCAUCUCUCAGUUUUCAGGCACAGUGGGUGAAAAAAUGAAGGAUUGGUACGGCGCCUUCUGCAGCCAUCACAGCGCUGCCAUCAAUCUGUACAAAGAGCAGGUGCAGAACAACAAGAAGCUGCAGGGCCUCAUGAAGAAAAUUGGUCAACUGGCGCUGGUGAGAAGGUUGGGGAUCCCCGAGUGUUUUCUGCUGGUGACUCAGCGCAUCACAAAGUAUCCCGUCCUGGUGGAGCGAAUUAUCCAAAACACUGAAGCUGAUACAGACGAGCACCAGUCUCUGCUCCAGGGUUUAGCGUCCAUAAAAGACACCAUCUCUAAGGUCAACGGACGUGUCAGGGAAUACGAGAAGGCCUCCCGCCUGAGAGAGAUCCACCUGCGCUUGGAGCCCAAAUCCGUGGGCCGGCUGAAGGACGGUCAAGUGUUCCGCAGGGACGAUCUGAUCCAGGACAACAGGACGCUGCUGCAUGAAGGCCAAGUCACCUGGAAGUCUUCUGCCAGACACAAAGACGUCCACGCUGUGCUGCUGUCAGACGUGCUCCUCCUGUUACAAGACAAAGAUCAAAAGUUUGUCUUUGCUGCCGUGGAUAACAAACCACCCGUGGUCUCCCUUCAAAACCUCAUCUUGAGGGAGGUGGCCCACGAAGACAAAGCCAUGUUCCUUAUCUGCGCGUGCACCUCCGAGAUGUACGAGCUCCACGCUGGCUCCCGCGAGGAGCGAGUCAGCUGGAUGGCCCUCAUAAGGGACGCCAUUAACCACUACUCGGAGGAGGACGCACUCCACCAGGAGAUUAUCACCAGACUACAAGAAUAUGAAGACCGUUUGAAGGAGCGGGAUGAGCAGAUCAAGCGUUGCCUGUCUGAGAAGCUGCACAUCUACAGCACCCUGUACAUGGACGUGACAGGACUCGAGAGCCCCUCAAGGGGACUGCUGCUGCGAGGAGACCCCACUGACCUCCAGCAGGGGGAGACGCUGCUCACAGGCGCCAUCAAUGAAGUGGAAAAGGUUCAAAACCUGCUCUUCCAAACCAGAAUGAAGGACUCAAAUGACUUCCAGGGUGAUUAUGAUAAGACGCAGGGUAGGAGAGCUGAGGCUUGGGGGGUGGCUGACAGUAACCCGCCCACAAGUUCAAUGAAAACUCACAUGUUCUCAGAUGGAGAUGCGGCCGAGGGGCUCUGCGGCGAUGAAACGGUGCCGCUGUACUGCACCCACAUGUCUGACGAUCCUCAGCUAAAGGAGAUCUACUACCCGGAGAGCCCUCCCAUGAGGGUCGACAACGACGACGCACAGACGCCUGUGUCUGCUUCACCUCCCAACGACUUCCAGGCAGAGGUGUGUGACCGGGUAAUACUGCUUGCACAGAGGCUGUAUACGUUACAAGCCAUCGUGGCUCAGCAGGACAGUCAGAUUGAGCUGCAGCACGUCCUGCAGUCCAAGAGCAGACCCUCCCGCCCGUCUAGCAGCACGCUGUUGGAGCAGGAGAAGCAGCGCAACCUGGAGAAGCACAAGGAGGAGCUAGCCAACCUCCACAAGCUGCAGGUGCAGCACAGAGACGCGCAGCAGCGCUGGGAGAAGGAGCGGGAGCGCCACAGUGCCUACAUGGAGGCCCUGGAGGCUGACCUGAAGCAGAGGGAGGACGACUGCAGGAAACACGAGGAGAAGCUCAACAAGGAGAAGGCGGCGCUGGAGAGGCAAAGGGAGAGCUACCAGCAGGGUCUGGAGCGUCUCAGGGAGUCCACCAAGGCUGUGGAGAAGGACAAGGAGCGCCUGAGCCAGGAGAAGGAACGUCUGGAGGAAAAGUUAAAGAAGUACACUGUGACCUCAGGACACGGCAACUACGAUGACGACUACAUCAACCUGUCCAGCUACCAGUCCUUCAGGGGAAGCAUCGCCAACGGAGGAGUAGGAGGGAUUUCAAGGCCGCACGUCAUGCUCGCCACCGCCUGCGACCCCAAGGAGACUCCUCCUAAAGUCCCGCCGCGCAAGGAGAGCAUCAGCCCCCAGCCGGCGAAGCCCGAGCUGCCUAUCCACCUGAUCAGCACCACCAACCAGGUGCACAAAGCCAGCGUGGUGCAGCAGAUCCCCACCAAGCUGGCCAAUCUCGCCAAGGGCAAGGAGAAAGGAUUCCGGAUGAAGGCAUCGCAUCAGAGAGCCCACAGUGCAGCCUCCAUUGACGUGAGCCAGGUGUUGCCCAUCCGAGUGACGGGGAAAGAAGGAGGGAGUCUGCGUGGUCCUCACAGUCAGUCUGUCGGCCAGUCAGAUGACUUGAAGUCGCCAGGAUACGGCCGCAGCGUGAAAACGUCGCAGUCCUUCAGCGCACACUUCAUGAGCAGCAUUGAAGCACCGCCCCCCCCUCCACCUCCUUUCCCCAAAGAGGUGCUGCAAGACAAAGCCACAGAGAAGGUCAUAUUCCUUUAAUUCGCCUUCGACAGCCCGGACUAAACUAAAAGAGUGGAGGUACUGUACGUGCACAAAUUGAGAAAAAUGUAUGGCUGAUGAUGUCGCCAAAAAAAGGACCUAUUUUGCACACUGAAAAAUACGAUUUUAGAAUGUUUCUAAACCUUUUUAAAUAUUUUAUGUUCUUACAUUGCCAAAGACUUUUUUUAAGUGUAUUUUUAUUACAAACAAAAGCAACAUUUUAUGAGUAGUUCUUUAAUUUAACGAGCCAUUGUGAAGCUACCUUAUAGAACAAGCACUGCAUUUGAAUUCAAUAAAAAAGUUUUGACAUUUUUGCCAAAAAAUAGUUUGUCACUAAGAUAACAAGUAACGUGUGAAAACCAGUCUUCUGGUAUUUCAUAAUAUGAAUCCAUAUGGUCAAUGAUAUAUUAUUAAUACUCAUCUGUUGGGGAUGAAUAAAGAAUGCACUCAACCCAAGUCAAAGAAAUACAGCAAAAGUCUUUUAUUAUGUCGUCCUCCUCAAUGGAGGCACUUAAAAGCUCAACAAAUGUGACAACAAUCAUCCGACCCUCAUGUGUUUCAAGUAAAUAAACGUGAACGCUGACUCCCAGAUUGAGGACUAAAAGACAUUAUUAGCGCAUUUUCAACACGCGCACCCACGAGCUGUUGUGCAAAUUGUUCCACUCAAGGUGACACACCCUGCCCGCUCUCAGCUCAAAACACUAGUAUAUGAACCGCUCCUCAUCCGCAGGGCCGUGCCCGUGACUUUUAGGAUGAUGCAACAUCUACACUACAGAUUAUACUUUACUAGAAUCCAAAACGAUAGCAUGCAAAAGCAAAUACAGCAUAAAUGAAAACAUGGAGGUUCAGUCGCAAUAGCACCGCAUGUCAAAUCAUCCUAUCAGCUUGUUGCACAAACGCAGCGUAAUGCUGGCGUUGCCGAGCCUUUGGUGUGGCGGGAUAUGGGAGGAGUCAGACCACGUCCAGUCUUCCCUUUAAACAUGAGGUAAAGACUUGAAAAAGAUGCGUUUCCCUUGUAAUGUCCUCAUACUGCAACACCAUGUUGAAAAGAAACAAUAAUUAGAAUAAUGAAGCCUCGAGGUGACCAAAAAACCACAGCACUGGAAGUCCUCUUAGUUCAGCUUGUCCUCUUUUUUGACAAGGGGCGUCUCCUGAGGAAGACUGGCAGGCGGGUCUCCGUUCUCCGCUUUAAGGGAGGAGGGGCCAUCGGGCUGCGGCCCCGCUGCUUGAGUACACUCGAUGGGGGCAAGCGCUAUGGGAGGC
Molecule: messenger RNA, 4418 nt
Organism: Dunckerocampus dactyliophorus (ringed pipefish)
Lineage: Eukaryota; Metazoa; Chordata; Actinopteri; Syngnathiformes; Syngnathidae
Gene: arhgef18a
Product: rho/rac guanine nucleotide exchange factor (GEF) 18a
Exons: 19
Coding region: 189-3155 (988 amino acids)
Biological process (GO): regulation of Rho protein signal transduction
Cellular component (GO): plasma membrane
Molecular function (GO): guanyl-nucleotide exchange factor activity
Source: RefSeq, a predicted model, not a curated record